Messenger RNA from Lotus japonicus, 396 nucleotides. RefSeq lists its product as uncharacterized. Lineage: Eukaryota; Viridiplantae; Streptophyta; Magnoliopsida; Fabales; Fabaceae. The record is from RefSeq and is a predicted model, not a curated record. The transcript has a single exon. Bases 1 to 396 code for a protein of 131 amino acids.
AUGAAAGAUCCUCAAUUCUUUCAAGAUAAAGCAAUAUUGGCCCCUACAUUAGAAGCUGUUGAAAUGAUAAACACUUACAUGCUUGGGAUAAUAGCUGCACCAGAACAUGAAUAUCUUAGCUCCGAAUCUGUCUUACGAUCUGAUGAGGAUUCUGAAAUCCAAGGUGAGUGGUUAACCACAGAAUUUUUGAACGACACUAAAAGUUCAAGAAUGCCUAACCACAAACUUUUUGUAGUUGACACUCAAAUCAUGCUUUUGAGAAAUAUAGAUAAAGCAACAGGUUUAUGCAAUGGAACCAGGUUAAUUGUGGAUGGACUUGGUGAACGUUUUAUUGGUGCAACUGUUAUCACGGGAACAAAUGUCAAGGACAAAGUGCACAUUUUAAGAACCAAUUAA